AUGCCCUCAUGGUUAACAAAGAUCACAUGCAGGAUUUAUGAAGAAUCCGGGCUAUUCCCAUCACCAAUUAACCAUGUCCUCAUCAAUGAAUAUCUUCCUAACCAAGGCAUAAUGGCACACCAGGAUGAGCCUGCUUACUAUCCUGUCGUAGCAAUUCUGUCUUUUGGGUCACCUGUUGUUAUGAAUUUUACUCCCCAUUCAAGAUUAACAUUAGGUGCAGGCACAUGCACACGCAAACAUAAAACUGAUGCUGAUUACUUGCUGGAUGAACACCAUCCAUUUCAUGUUUUAUUGAUGCCACGCAGUUUGCUUAUAUUCAAAGAUGAAGCAUACACAGAUUACUUGUAUGCUAUAAACGACAGUGAGAUACAGCAUUAUGAUAAGGCUGUAAACGAAGCACAAGCUCUACCUUGGCAAGGUCUAGAUCAUCCAGCUGUUGAAACAGUGAAUACUAGAUCACCAGAGUUUCUUUGA
This is a messenger RNA of Argentina anserina (silverweed cinquefoil), 474 nucleotides long. RefSeq lists its product as uncharacterized. Gene Ontology annotation, cellular component: nucleus. Lineage: Eukaryota; Viridiplantae; Streptophyta; Magnoliopsida; Rosales; Rosaceae. Bases 1 to 474 code for a protein of 157 amino acids. The record is from RefSeq and is a predicted model, not a curated record. The transcript has 6 exons.